This is a messenger RNA of Prunus avium (sweet cherry), 796 nucleotides long. The record is from RefSeq and is a predicted model, not a curated record. NCBI's taxonomy places the organism in Eukaryota, Viridiplantae, Streptophyta, Magnoliopsida, Rosales, Rosaceae.
UCUAGCAGCUUAGCUUACCGUACUAUAAAACAACAAUCCCUCAGCAUACUCUUCGCAAGCCAUCCAUUUACUCUCUCUUCUCAUGUCUUGCUUGAGACUGAGGCUUCCACCGGCCAGAAGGGCUUGGAAGAGCUUCACUUCCAAACUACAGAGCAAGCUCCACAAACCCAAAGGCAUCACAAAACCCAGAAACCGUGUCAAAGCAAUCACUGCUGAUGCUGCUUCUUCUUCUCCUUCUGCUUGUGCUUCUGGUCGACUUCGACCCUACAAAUUUCCCCAACUGCGUUUCAAACGCAGACGGCGUCUUGCCCUACGUUUUCUCUAUAACCACCCUCAGCUCCUACAGAAUCGCAGCACUGCACAUGUCUAUGUUGACAAGCUUUUUAAAGAGCCGGCUGUGACUGAGCCAGUCGAGCGCUCUCAGCCUCCUGUAGAAAAGUGCAAGCAAGCUGCUGCUGCUGCUGCUGCAACAAUAGCUACUGGAAGUGGGGGCGAGAGAGCUUGUGCUACAGCAGACGAUAUGUGGGAGUCAUUGGGAUUUGCUUCCCCUCUGAUGCAUGGAAUUGAUGAAAGAGCUGAGGAGUUCAUAGCCAGGUUCAGAAAGGAAAUGGAGGUUCAGGAGAAGCUGGCACGCGAUCAUUUGUAGCAGAAGCUUUUAAAAAAAAAAAAAAAAAAUUAGAUUAAUAGAUCAUCUAUACAUAUGUAAAUUAAGUGUGAUUGUUCUGCUCAAGAAUUUGUUUCGCAUGAAUCUGUGAUAUUUAUUCGUUUCAAGAUAAAAAAAAGAGUGAAUUCUGUA